Molecule: messenger RNA, 1935 nt
Organism: Alternaria arborescens
Lineage: Eukaryota; Fungi; Ascomycota; Dothideomycetes; Pleosporales; Pleosporaceae
Exons: 2
Coding region: 1-1935 (644 amino acids)
Source: RefSeq, a predicted model, not a curated record
AUGCCGUAUGAAUACCAGCCGCUACCGAUGCUCCGCGACUCGGAAGAUGUGUACAUACGCUUGCUGGAAGUUCAAAACGGUCCACCGAGUGGUCCUAUUACCGGUCGACUAUACUCGACAUUAUUAUCGAAAGCUCCGGCGUUCUGGGCGGUCUCAUACUGCUGGGGACCACCAACACACAAAGGUACCAUACACAUCACGAACGCGGCCCCUCCUCGAGACCUGGAGAACGACAACACUCUCGAGAUACCUGCCACGUUAAUACCGUUUCUCUAUCAGAUGGACAAUGACGAGAAGACUGCAAACGUACCGAAAAUGCGAGAUAUAUACAUGGAGGCCGCUGUUACUGUGUGCUGGUUGGGAUUAGAAGUCGAGGGAAUAGCAACAGCAUUUGAUUAUGCUUCACGACUGCACGUAACCUACAAAAAUGAGAUGGCGGCACAGAAACAAUACAUUCUCACAGCAGAGGAAGAGAAAGAGGAAGAUCUACGUGUUCAGGUCAAGGUGGGCGAUCCUGCACUUGAAACGUUGCUAAACCUUUUAGACCGGCCUUACUUCGAGCGGGCUUGGAUCAUGCAGGAGGUUAUUGUUUCCAGAAAACCGGCGUUUAUGUGUGGAAGCGCUAUGAUAGCCUUCCAGUCAUUGAUAGUUGCAUACCUGUUUCUCAUGACUAAGUCAUGGCUGUGGGAAUUUUAUGCGAGGAACAAGACACAUACCAUCACGUUCAUGAAGUUUAGUGAGAUGGAAUGGGUGGCUGGCACCGACCUCGAUUGGCCUGUCACCCUGCUGAGACAUCGAUUCUGUUUGUCUAGUGACCCCAGGGAUAAAGUGUAUGCUUUUUACGGCAUGAGAUGUAACAAGUCACUGAAAGAGCUUGGUAUCGAGCCAGACUACGGAGAAGACAUGACUACGGAAGUGGUGUACACUCGUUUGGCUGCGCGCGCGCUUCACAAGUCACAAGUAGCGGUUCUUCACGUGCCUCGUCUUAUCACCACCUCCCAUGAAGAAAGACAUUCAAAAAUCGAACAGUGUUCACUUCCAUCCUGGGUGCCAGACUGGCGCUGGACGGAAGUAACGCCAUUGUCGCUGCUUUUGUUCGAGCUGCCUGCUAGUGUGAUUAGCGGAAUGGUAAACUACCAUGCCUCGAAGGACUCCAUUUUCGAACCCGGCUUCGAUGUCGAGGCGUACAAUUCGCUGUCAGUUCCGAUAAAAGAUUUGGAGCAGUCGUUGCUGCCCAAGAUGCUCAGACUGUAUGGUGUCACAGUUGCGAAAGUUACACAGCUUACACCACGCCCUUGGGUAAUUGGGGAAGUUUCACGUCGCCAAACUCUGCUUGACCAAGCAAAAGACCUGCAAUUCACCAUGCACCAGAUUCACGAAUGGGAAACUCUACUCCGUCCACAAAGCGCCACAGAAAUAUACUCUGCAACGGGCGAGAGUGCAACCCAGGCCAUGUACGAGACGUUUAUGGCUGGCACAACGGUAUAUACUCCAGAAAGCAAACUCAGCGCUUGGAGAGCAUUCGAAAAACGCGAGAGAAUCCUGCGUCUCUUCCGUACAUGUCGUGUUCACGGCUUUUUGGUCUGCUAUAUUAUGGUAGUCUUAGUUGAGCGUAUACUUCGUCGCUUUGGCUGGGUAAAUCCUGAAAUGGAAUUUAGGAUGAUGGUAGGACAUAUGAUGAAUCGGAAGGGUGCCUUGAUGGUUAACGUUGAAGAAUCCGAGACGAGAUAUAAUGCGCUGGUGCCGAGUAUAUGUCGGCUUGACGACCAUGUGGUACUGGUUGGGGGUGUUACGACACCACUGAUACUGCGAAAGAAGAGUGAAGGUACGGAUGCUACCUGGGAAUUCAUUGGCGACGCUUAUGUCCAUGGCAUCAUGAAGGGGGAACUUUGGGACAAGAGGAAGGGAGAUCGCAAAGACAUGUGGAUUACCUGA